This is a messenger RNA of Hippocampus zosterae (dwarf seahorse), 1446 nucleotides long. RefSeq names its product cytosolic arginine sensor for mTORC1 subunit 1 (gene castor1). The record is from RefSeq and is a predicted model, not a curated record. Gene Ontology annotation, molecular function: arginine binding. Bases 77 to 1111 code for a protein of 344 amino acids. Gene Ontology annotation, biological process: cellular response to L-arginine; negative regulation of TORC1 signaling. Gene Ontology annotation, cellular component: cytosol. The transcript is spliced from 10 exons. NCBI's taxonomy places the organism in Eukaryota, Metazoa, Chordata, Actinopteri, Syngnathiformes, Syngnathidae.
GGCUGGGCUUGUCGGAUGUUUUUCGUCCUGAGGAGUACGAGUUAGUCGUUGUGGUAACAAGCGCUUUCAAGUGAACAUGGAGCUGCACAUUCUGGACCACCGGCUGCGGGUCACCAGCAUCGCCAAAAGCGGCCUGGCGCAUUUCACGCAUCCUCUGAUCAAGCUGAUAUUCCUCCGCCACCGGACACGAUGCAAGUUCUUCAGUAUGACCGAGACCCCCGAGAACUACACCGUCGUGUUGGAUGAGGAAGGCUUCAAAGAGCUGGAGGCCUCGUCGCAGCUGCAGGUGGAGGGCUCGGUGUGGCUGCCGCUCAACGUGCUCUCUGACGCCACCGCCUCGCUCGGCUUGCAGGCGGUGGGCGUCACCAAGAUCGCCGAGUCGGUCAUCGCGCCGCUGGCCCGCCAGCACGUCUCCGUCUUCAUGCUUUCCACCUAUCAGACCGACUUCAUCCUGGUGCGAGAGAAGGACCUGCCGGUGGUGGUGGGCACUCUGGAGGAGUUCAAAAUCUUCCGUGAAGUCGGAGGAGAGUCGAUCCUCGUCCGUGGCCAUGACAUCACCAACGGCCUUCACAAUAACGGCAAAGAAGCCGUGCCGGCCGCCCUUCAACCGGUGCUCAUCCCUCAGAACCGCUUCUGCGUCAUGUCCCUGGACCCGGAUACGCUGCCGUCCAUUGCCACUACGCUCAUCGACGUGCUCUUCUACUCCGGAAGGUCAGAUAUAGAUGGACUGCAAUGCCGUUGUCCGAACACAUGGUGGCGCUGUAGCUCAAGGCCUUCCGUGUGGCGGCGGAGCCCCAAACAAGACGAGGCAACGUCUCCCAGCGCAGACUUGGACCAGAUCAAGUUCUUCUCCUUCUCCCUCAUUGACGGUUACGUCUCGCUGGUCAUGGACACGGACGCUCAAAGACGCUUCCCCGCCGACCUCCUCUUCACCAGCUCGUCCGGGGAACUGUGGAGGAUGGUGCGCAUCGGCGGCCAACCACUGGGAUUUGACGAGUGCGGCAUCGUGGCGCAGAUCUCACAGCCGCUGGCCGACUGCGACAUCUCCGCCUACUACAUCAGCACCUUCAGUUUCGACCACGCUCUGCCAAGCGACUCUCGCAAGACCUGAGCAGUACGAUGACAGUCCCCGAAGAGGACAUCGCUCGUGUGAGCGACAUGCUGCACAAGCAACGGACGGACCCGUCCACCGGAUGAGCUCGGAGCCCCCCCCCAAAGCCUCCUCGGACGCCGCAAGCAUUUCUCGCUCCGGCCAUUGGCCACUGACGUUUUGUUUUGUCCGCCUUUUUAGAUGCGGUCCUCCCGAAAACGCGGAUAACGUCCUCAACGCCCUGAGGCAAAGCGUCUUUUGAGUGGGUCAGUGUUUUGUAAGGAAGUUAAAAAAAAAAAAAGAACCGGAGACACCUGUUACUUGGUCAAUAACUUGCUCAAAACGUUUGGAGCAUA